This is a messenger RNA of Arabidopsis thaliana (thale cress), 300 nucleotides long. RefSeq lists its product as uncharacterized. The coding region runs from base 1 to 300 and encodes 99 amino acids. The transcript is spliced from 4 exons. Lineage: Eukaryota; Viridiplantae; Streptophyta; Magnoliopsida; Brassicales; Brassicaceae. The record is from RefSeq and is marked reviewed.
AUGCUCUCUGAUUUCUCCGAUAUCGGAUUCUCUUCUUCGUUUAGAAUCAUUACGCUAGCCGAUGGAUUCGGUUCUGUUCGCUUAGCCAGAGGGAAGAUUGAUGAGGAUUCAUCGGAGAUUAUUGUCGCUCUUCGACAAACCGAACGAGAAACGAACGUGAUGGAAGAUGAUGUUGAUGACUCUUCUUCGACCAAGAUGAGCCCUUUCUGGAGAAUCCUUCAAAGUCAUGAUGAUGGAGCUUCAAUCCGGCGAGGAGCUGCAAUCGACGACGGCGGUGGCGAUACAGAGAGAGAAGAUUGA